AUGGCUUCUCUUCUCCGAUCAAUUGUAGCAGGUCCUCGUUCACGCCAUCCCGAGGCAGGCUUGGACCUUUGCUACGUUACAGACAAUAUCAUCGCCACCUCUGGCCCAUCUUCGACUUAUCCCCAACGCGCUUACCGCAACCCAACCGACGCUCUUGUUAGAUUUCUUGACUACAAACAUGGCAACAAGUGGGCGAUAUGGGAGUUUCGUGCCGAAGGUACAGGCUAUCCGGACAGCGAGGUCUACAAUCGAAUAAGACAUUUUCCAUGGCCAGAUCAUCAUCCUCCCCCUUUCGCUCUGAUACCCAACAUCGUGGCUAGUAUGCGAGAGUGGCUGAAAGGUCCCGAGUCGGAAGAGGGGAGAACGAUUGUAGUACAUUGCAAAGCUGGAAAAGGCAGGAGUGGGACCUCGGCUUGUAGCUACCUGAUCAGCGAGGAAGGAUGGACCAUUGAGGAAGCACUGACGAGAUUUACCUCUAGGAGAAUGAGGAGCGGAUUCGGAAGUGGAGUCAGUAUACCAAGCCAAUUGCGGUGGGUCGGUUACGUAGAUUGGUGGACGAGACAUGGCAAGGUCUACAUUGAGAGGCAAAUCGAAAUUCUCGAAGUACACGUAUGGGGACUCCGAGACGGGGUGAAAGUGGCUGUUGCGGGCUACGUGGAGGAAGGUAGAGUCAUCAAGACAUUUCACACAUUCGACAGAAAAGAGAGGAUGAUCAUGGAUGGGGAGUCGCAGAAGAUGGUCAAUCCCGCAAGCGUCUCGGAUCAUCUCAACGAGAAAGCUCUCCCUCUCCAGGAGACCAACUUUCAAGCUGACCCCAGCCAUCCUUCCUACUCAUCCUCGGUCUACUCCAAAAUAGCUCACCAACCGGGCGCGGAUGCUGUCCUCUUCCGUCCUGAACGCCCAAUCGUACUUCCUACAUCCGACAUCAACGUCGACUUCGAACGCCGCAAUAAGGCUACCUACGGCCUCACAAUGGUCACGUCAGUCGCACAUGUCUGGUUUAAUGCGUUCUUUGAAUCUCAAAACUCCUCUACCUCUCAACCUGACUACGGGACUACCUCCAGGGCCACAGCCGAUCCUCCUAGCGCGGACACCCUACCUGACAGCGGUGUCUUCGAAAUUGACUGGGAAGCAAUGGACGGCAUCAAAGGGUCGGCUCGUAAAGGUACCCGCGCGCUUGACCGUCUAGCAGUCGUAUGGCGAGCUAUUCCAGAAACCAAGGAAGGCCUCACCAAGAUCAUCACUGAGCCAAGCGUCGGCCAGCCGGUCCCAGAGAGCAAAGCCGCGGAUUGGAAGAACGCGAACCUCAAAAUCGCUGCCGAAAGUCUAGGCAAGGACCUAGGACUGCGAACUGAGAGCCCGUCGAGUACUAAUGUGAGUAAGGCCAGCAGUACGACUGAUCUCAGCAAUACAGCACUGGCUGCAGAAAGAAGCGAUAGCGAUUCGGAAGCUGGCGUCAAAGCCCAUGGACCGGAAGGGGAAGAGCAUAUACCGCAUCCGGAUCAUCCUGCUAUUUCUAUAUCGGAGCCUGCGCCGAUGGAUCGCAGUCAUUCAGAUGGAGUUGGCGGGCCCCCCAACGUCAACUUGGGAAUCGAGGAAAUGCGCAGCCCUAUUCCUGACCCUGAUAUGAGAUCAGCCAGUACACAGGAUUUGCCGGGUAUUCACGGGCAAUUGCCAUGA
Messenger RNA from Letharia columbiana, 1680 nucleotides. RefSeq lists its product as uncharacterized. The transcript has 3 exons. Gene Ontology annotation, biological process: cell motility; phosphatidylinositol dephosphorylation; protein dephosphorylation. Gene Ontology annotation, cellular component: plasma membrane; cell projection; nucleus. Gene Ontology annotation, molecular function: phosphatidylinositol-3,4,5-trisphosphate 3-phosphatase activity; protein tyrosine/serine/threonine phosphatase activity; protein tyrosine phosphatase activity. Bases 1 to 1680 code for a protein of 559 amino acids. Lineage: Eukaryota; Fungi; Ascomycota; Lecanoromycetes; Lecanorales; Parmeliaceae. The record is from RefSeq and is a predicted model, not a curated record.